AUGCGUGGUGAGAUUUGCCAUCUUCACAUCGGCCAGGCUGGUACUCAGCUGGGUAACAGCGCCUGGGAGCUGUACCUUCUUGAGCACGGUCUCAAGGCUGAUGGCCAGAUUGACCCCGAGGCCGCUGAGAAAAUUGGAGACCCUGGUUCUUAUGACACUUUUUUCAAUGAGACCAGCGGCGGCAAAUAUGUGCCUCGUUCUAUCUUCGUCGACUUGGAUCCUUCUCCCAUCGAUGAAAUCCGCACGGGUGACUACCGCUCGCUCUUCCACCCUGAGAUGCUGAUUAACGGCAAGGAGGAUGCUGCCAACAACUAUGCUCGUGGUCACUACACUAUUGGAAAGGAGUUGGUCGACAAGGUCAUCGACCGCAUUCGUCGUGUUACCGACAACUGCUCUUCCCUCCAGGGUUUCCUGAUUUUCCACUCUUUCGGCGGUGGUACUGGAUCUGGUUUCGGUGCCCUGUUGCUGGAGCGUCUUGCUACCGACUACGCAAAGAAGUGCAAGCUCGAGUUCUCCGUCUACCCAUCUCCUCGUGUCUCGACCGCCGUCGUUGAGCCAUACAACGCCGUCCUUUCCACCCACAGCACCAUUGAGAACUCCGACUGCACCUUUUUGGUGGACAACGAAGCUGUCUACGACAUUUGCCGUCGCAACUUGGACAUCCCUCGCCCCGGCUACGAGCACUUGAACCGCCUGAUUGCCCAAGUCGUCAGCUCCAUCACCUCUUCUCUUCGCUUCGACGGUGCCCUCAACGUUGAUCUGAACGAGUUCCAGACCAACUUGGUGCCAUACCCUCGUAUUCACUACCCUCUCAUCUCCUACGCCCCUGUGGUCUCCAGCAACCGCAGCUCCCACGAAAGCUUCAAGGUCAACGACCUCACCUUCCAGUGCUUCGAACCCAACAACCAGAUGGUUGUCUGCGACCCUCGCAACGGCAAGUACAUGGCUGUUGCUCUCCUCUACCGCGGUGAUGUUAUGCCUCGUGACUGCAAUGCCGCAAUUGCCUCCGUCAAGGCCAAGGCUUCCUUCAACCUGGUCGAAUGGUGCCCUACCGGCUUCAAGCUCGGCAUCAACUACCAGAAGCCACAGAGCGUCCCCGGCGGCGAAUUGGCAGCCGUCGACCGCUCCGUCAGCAUGUUGUCCAACACCACCGCCAUCGCCGAAGCUUGGAACCGUCUCGACCACAAGUUCGACCUCAUGUACUCCAAGCGUGCUUUCGUGCACUGGUACGUUGGUGAGGGUAUGGAGGAGGGUGAAUUCUCCGAGGCCCGUGAGGACUUGGCUGCUCUCGAGAAGGACUACGAGGAGGUUGCUAGCGAUGGCAUUGAAGGCGACCUCGAGGAAGAGGCCGAGUACUAG
Talaromyces atroroseus is the source of this 1359-nucleotide messenger RNA. Its product is annotated as Tubulin alpha-2 chain. Gene Ontology annotation, molecular function: structural constituent of cytoskeleton; GTP binding. NCBI's taxonomy places the organism in Eukaryota, Fungi, Ascomycota, Eurotiomycetes, Eurotiales, Trichocomaceae. The record is from RefSeq and is a predicted model, not a curated record. The transcript has 6 exons. Gene Ontology annotation, cellular component: cytoplasm; microtubule. Gene Ontology annotation, biological process: microtubule cytoskeleton organization; mitotic cell cycle. The coding region runs from base 1 to 1359 and encodes 452 amino acids.